AUGAACAAGGUCCUGCUGCUUCUACUCGUACUGAUCUCCUUACCUGUCGCAAUCCAGCACAUGGGAAGAAGGCGUAUGGGAGAUUAUGAAAAACUUUCCCUAGUGCUUCGUAUCCGGGCAGGGAACAAGGGUUCUCCUGCAGAAAGGCAAAAUCGUGAGAAGCAGAUUUGGGAUAUGGCGAAGAAGCAAUCCAGUGCACGUUUAUCCUCAAUAAUCGCCACAAAGAAUCGCUUCGAAUACAUUGUUGAAAACAAGAAACUCAGCCAUGCUCAACGCAAUGUGCAGAUGUACGCUUUGAGAAGGCAAAAUCGCAGUGCUUACAGAUAUGUGAUGAGAUUGUACUUCCCAAAGCGAAGGCGAAAGCACUACAGUCGCAACCGCUCACGUAUUUUAAAACGUCUCCGCUCGCGAAAGCGGCAAAGACUAGGAGAGUAUGACAAAUUCCGCCUACUGCUCAGUCUCAGAACAGGAACCCAGGGUACAUCAGGAGAGAUGCAACCUCGUGAGAAGUACUAUUGGUAUUUGGCCAGGAAGCGAUCAAAUGGUCUUAUAGCCUCGAUACUCGUCACGAAGAAACGCUUCGAAGCCAUCGUUGACAACAAAAAAUUGAGUCCAAGUCAGCGCAAUGUACAACUACACACUUUGCAGAGGCGAAAUCGUUAUGCCUACAGAUAUGUGACGAGAAUGUAUUUCCCGAGGAGAAGGCGAACCGUCAAAAGCUGGUUGAAACGCCGCCGUGACAAUAAAAAGCACCUCACGAAGUCUCCCCCGACGAAGAAGCCGAACCCUGUCGAGAAAGGCGCAGUGAAGCAGCGGAAGCGAUUAGUUGUGAAAGAUACCAAAAAGGACGCAACGAAAAAUGCCAAAGUGGCCAACAAAGCAGUAAAAAGUGUCAAGAAUGAGGCAAAGAGAGCAGCUAGCGAAAAGAAAAAGGACGAGAAAACUGAUAAGAAAGUAGUGAAAAGCACAAAGAUAGGCGAUAACAAAAAGGCUGCAAAAACUACCAAGAAAAGUGCAGUAAAAUCCAAGGACGCGAAACCUAGUAAAAAGGCA
Molecule: messenger RNA, 1053 nt
Organism: Ostertagia ostertagi
Lineage: Eukaryota; Metazoa; Nematoda; Chromadorea; Rhabditida; Trichostrongylidae
Source: the annotation of a GenBank genome assembly